This is a messenger RNA of Petromyzon marinus (sea lamprey), 1680 nucleotides long. RefSeq names its product F-box protein 36 (gene FBXO36). Lineage: Eukaryota; Metazoa; Chordata; Hyperoartia; Petromyzontiformes; Petromyzontidae. Gene Ontology annotation, molecular function: protein binding. The record is from RefSeq and is a predicted model, not a curated record.
CCGGUGUCUCCACGGUUGCCCCGGGAGACGCGGGCGACUCCGCGUCUGGCUCAUGCGGCGCUGCUGCCCGACCCGCUGUUGGAGGCGCGGGACCAGGCGAAGGCUCCGCUCAAAGACUUCUACCAGAUCGUGGUGACGAGGAGCGAGGUAAUAUGGAGGUGGUGGCAGGUCUCUUUGCGUCAUGUGGGUCGGAGCGCAAGACCCGGGGAGACGAAAGAGACUCACGCGGAGUUUCUGGAGGACAGAGUCCUGCAGGGCCGCGUGCUCGCCGUGUUCGGGCCCGAGCUGCUGUCGAGAGCCCAGGCCGCGUGCUCGGGCCGCCACGACUUCCUGUCGCGCCUCCCCGCGCCGCUCGGCGUGCGCGUGCUCGCGCUGCUGCGCCUCGAGGACCUGCAGAGCGUGGCGCGCACGUGCACGCGCCUGCACGCGCUGUGCGAGAGUGACGCGCUGUGGGAGGCGGUGUGCUGCGGCUGCGAUGGCUCCUCCACCUCGUCGUCCUCCUCCUCGCAGCGCGAGUCUCUGCGCGCCUUGGCUGCAGACAUCGGCUGGAAGAGAGUCUUCUUCUCCAGCAAGCUGCACCUGCAGCUGCAGCUGCGGCGACGGCGCCAGCGCAACGACAACAGCGACAGACACGAAGCGCAGCAGCAGCAGCAGCUUGCGCUCCCGGCACCGGAGGUCGUCCCAGCAAAUUGACCUGCGCGCUGGCGUCCCGGCAGAAAAUCUCAGUUCCUUUUUCUGCUCGCUACUUGGUGGAACGGCGGUUGAAAUGUGUUUUUUUUGGUGGAGAGUGGCUGGUUUCUUUUUUCAUGUUUUUGGUGGAGGAAGAGUUGGGGAUUUUUUUUUUUUCCCGUGGUUGUUUUUGAUGCAAAUGCGGAUUCUGACGAUUUUCGUGAGGUUUUAUUUCUGGAGUGGAAGGGGUGGGGGCGGGGUGUCCGUGAGUUGAGGAAGGACAUUUUUUUGUUAGCCACCGUUUUUUUAGCCAUGGUUUCCGUUUACAUUGGUCAAUAAGGUUAAAGGAGUCUUGGCGGAAAUGACUGUUUGCCGUGGGUUUUAGGUUUUAGUUUUAUUUUAUAUUUUAAAAAGGGGGGUGGCAGUUUCACCCGCAUUUGAGGAAAGGUGGUCGAUGCCAGAUUUAGGUUCUGAAGUUUCCAUGGAAUUGUAUGAAAUGAUUUUGAACAAGUGCACUUCUUCAGGAGCUUCUGACAGUAAUGCACAUAAGGUUGAGUGGUUUUCAAAACGUAUGGCUUUCUGGCCCUCUACUGUUACUCUGUUAGGAUGGGGCUUUCUCUCUCGUCAGUUACAGGUGUUAUUGUUUGUGUUGGCAUUAGUCCCGCUAAUGGGCCCCAGGGUGUAGUCUCCAUACACAUGGCUCCCAGAGGCAGACUUUGCAGCGGUGAGCAUCGGUGACUUUACUGUGCUGGCGAUCCACAGUUGUCUCUCUCCGUCUCGUUGCCGUCUGUCCGGCGGUCACAUUUGCUCGAAUAUAUUUUGAUGGUGACCUAAGACAAGAGGACCACAAUGCAGUUCUUCAGGAACUCUUGAUGGUUUUUGCAUAAUGCACAAAGGCAAAGUGUUUUGUACGCGUUGCUGUCUGUUUUUGGUGAGGGGGGGGCCGAAACACAUUUAACAUUGCCAUCCUUUUCGAAUUGUGCAAUUCAUUAAUUAAAAUCGCUUCUAAGA